AUGGCAACAGAGGACGGAGGAUGGCAACAGAGGACAGGGGAUGGCAACAGAGGACAGAGGAUGGCAUCAGAGGACGGAGGAUGGCAACAGAGGACGGAGGAGGAUGGCAACAGAGGACAGAGGAUGGCAUCAGAGGACAGAAGGAUGGCAACAGAGGACGGGGAUGGCAUCAGAGGACGGAGGAUGGCAACAGAGGGACAGAGGAUGGCAACAGAGGACAGAAGGAUGGCAACAGAGGACGGAGGAUGGCAACAGAGGACAGAGGAUGGCAUCAGAGGACGGAGGAUGGCAUCAGAGGACGGAGGAUGGCAUCAGAGGACGGAGGAUGGCAACAGAGGACAGGGAUGGCAUCAGGACAGAAGGAUGGACAGAGGACGGGGAUGGCAUCAGAGGACGGAGGAUGGCAACAGAGGACAGAGGAUGGCAACAGAGGACAGAAGGAUGGCAACAGAGGACGGGGAUGGCAACAGAGGACAGGAUGGCAACAGAGGACAGAAGGAUGGCAACAGAGGACGGAGGAUGGCAUCAGAGGGACGGAGGAUGGCAUCAGAGGAGGAGGAUGGCAAAGGGACAGGAGGGAUAAACGGACGGAGGAUGGCAGAGGACAGAAGGAUGGCAACAGAGGACAGAGGAUGGCAACAGAGGGACGGAGGAUGGCAUCAGAGGACGGAGGAUGGCAUCAGAGGACGGAGGAUGGCAACAGAGGACGGAGGAUGGAGCAGAGGACAGAGGAUGGCAUCAGAAGGACGGAGGAUGGCAUCAGAGGACGGAGGAUGGCAACAGAGGACGGGGGAUGGCAACAGAGGGACAGAGGAUGGCAUAAGAGGACGGAGGAUGGCAUCAGAGGACGGAGAGGAUGGCAUCAGAGGACAGAGGAUGACAGAGGACGGAGGAUGGCAGCAGAGGGACGGAGGAUGGCAUCAGAGGACGGAGGAUGGCAACAGAGGGACGGAGGAUGGCAACAGAGGACAGGGGAUGGCAACAGAGGCGGAGGAUGACAACAGAGAGGACGGAGGAUGGCAACAGAGGACAGAGGAUGGCAACAGAGGACGGAGGAUGGCAACAGAGGACAGAGGAUGGCAUCAGAGGACGGAGGAUGGCAUCGAGGGACGGAGGAUGGCAUCAGAGGACAGAGGAUGGCAACAGAGGACGGAGGAUGGCAACAGAGGACGGAGGAUGGCAACAGAGGUGACUAUAAGGGUAGAUGAAUGUCAAUAA
Messenger RNA from Homarus americanus (American lobster), 1218 nucleotides. RefSeq lists its product as uncharacterized. The coding region runs from base 1 to 1218 and encodes 405 amino acids. The record is from RefSeq and is a predicted model, not a curated record. The transcript has a single exon. Lineage: Eukaryota; Metazoa; Arthropoda; Malacostraca; Decapoda; Nephropidae.